This is a messenger RNA of Aspergillus fischeri NRRL 181, 1419 nucleotides long. RefSeq lists its product as uncharacterized. The coding region runs from base 1 to 1419 and encodes 472 amino acids. NCBI's taxonomy places the organism in Eukaryota, Fungi, Ascomycota, Eurotiomycetes, Eurotiales, Aspergillaceae. The record is from RefSeq and is a predicted model, not a curated record. The transcript has 4 exons.
AUGGCUGAAGUCGCAGGUCUCGUUCUGGGCGGGAUACCACUCGCAGUUUGGGCUCUUGAGAGAUAUGUGGAGCCUUUCGAAGCUUUCCACGAAUACCGCACUUCAAUAGAGACCUUCCGGACCGACCUGAUCCUGCAAAACCGGCAACUCCAUACGACUUUCUGCAAUGUUGGACUUGGCAAGGAACCGUCGAGUGAAGAGCUGCGUGAAUGCUUUGACUCGAAGUUUCCCAGUAUCUCUCGCGAACUGAUGUCAAUUCCCAAAGCUCUGCCAGAUAGGGCCCAAUGGGAAUGGCGUCGAGUGAAACACAGCUUCAGCACAAAAAAGCGCAACAAAGUGAUCGAGGACCUCAGGCGUUGGAACGAAGACUUGAGGAGGUCUCUUGAGAAACCUGAAGUGCCUGCGGAAGACGACAGUGGAAAAGUCCGAGAUCUCAAGCGCCGCUUCAAUAUUCAGCGUUCCAACUCAAUCCGUCAGUGCUUAAGCUCUCUUCACCGAGCACUCGAGACUGGAUUUCGUUGUGCCUGCUCACCCCCUCACCAAGCUGCCGUCGAUCUCGACUGGGCGGCGUAUGAAUCUGAUACAGCCGAAACUCUCAAAGUGGCCGUCUCCUACAGAACAAUCUCACAGUCGCCGCAGCGGCCUGAUCCUUCCCCAGCUUCAUCUCUCCGAUCUAGGAUGGUAUACAUGUUCCGCUCACUGUCCCGGACACCAUCACCACCACCGAUUCCGCCGGAUUUAUCCUCCGUAUCGACUGCUGUGCCAGCCUCAGCAAGCACUGAGAUAACCAACCUUUGUGACGCAGUAUGCACAGAAUGUAAUCCACGGCCUCUGGCCGGCUUCCUCAAAGACACCCAGACGAGCAACAAGAGGUUUGGCAUCGCCGCAUCCAUCGCCUGGUCAGUCCUGCACCUCAGUGGCAGUCCCUGGCUUGGUGACCACUGGGACGAGAAGCAAGCAAACAUUUUUCUCGAGAGAACCCAAGGCGACCGGGAGAUGCUCUCCCGGAACCCGUGUGCCUUAUGUAUAUUCUCAUCGCCAACAACCCCGGAGGAGCCGCUCACGAACGACUUCAUACAUCUCAUCCCCAACAGAAUUGUCUUCGGCCUCGGCAUUCUCCUCAUCGAGCUCUGCAUCAACAAGUCCUUUGCGGAGAUCCGACAGACAGAUGAGAGUGCGAUGGCAGCCUCACUGCUGGAUGACUAUCAGACUGCGCUGAGCAAGUUGGAUGAGGUGUACAGGCUUGCGGGAGACUCUUACGGAGAUGCGGCGGCGCGGUGUGUGAAGCUUGAGUUUCAGGGGCGUGAUCUGUACAAGAAUUUUGAUUUCUCCCAGUUCCGGCGGCAAUUCUACGACGCUGUAGUUGCGCCGGUGCAGGCGACUUAUCUUAUGUUUCCGGAUUCGCGCAUACCUGUGUAA